Molecule: messenger RNA, 1255 nt
Organism: Paralichthys olivaceus (Japanese flounder)
Lineage: Eukaryota; Metazoa; Chordata; Actinopteri; Pleuronectiformes; Paralichthyidae
Gene: hax1
Product: HCLS1 associated protein X-1
Biological process (GO): negative regulation of apoptotic process; regulation of actin filament polymerization
Cellular component (GO): actin cytoskeleton; clathrin-coated vesicle; apical plasma membrane
Source: RefSeq, a predicted model, not a curated record
CAUCACGACAGCUGUCGUCAUCAGGAAGCAUCCAGACCGCUUUACGACACUGUUGACAGCUGCGACAGUUUGUUGUCGCUGUAAACUCACGUGUUUCGACAGUUUUUGUUGAAAGUUAUGAAUUAAUUCGCAGCGUGAAGUUGUCGUUGGGUCACAAAUGAGUGUGUUUGAUUUGUUUCGCGGGUUCUUCUCGGUGCCCGGAGGACACUACCGCGGCCGGAGGGACCCCUUCUUCGAUGCCAUGACUCAUGAUGAUGAUGAUGAUGAAGAGGAGGAGGAUGGCUUCUACUAUGAGGGGCCCCGGGGGGAGCAGCAGGAUCCCUUCGACAGCGCCUGGAGGUUCGGCUUCAGCUUGGGUCCGGACGGGAUGAAGAUCCAGGAGCCUCCGCUGUUCGGCCACGUCCUCAGGGAGAUGGAGGAGAUAUUUUCCCAGAUGGGACACUGGGACACAGCACCGGAGUCUGGACACUUUGGCGUUCCCAGCAUCAUGCCGCCGCCGCCGCCAUCUGAGGACAGAGUAGAGAAAGGAGGAGGGGGAUCCAGCGGGAACCCCCUGAGAGACUUCAUGUUGAAGACCCCUGACCGAGACACACGAGGGCCCCAACCAGGACCGUCCAUUGAACCCAGACAUGAUGGUCGCCCUUUUUCCAAGUUCCACGACAUUUGGAGACAAGGGCCUGAGAAAACCCCAGCGGAGGAGCACAAAGAAGACAGAGAUCUGGACUCUGCCGUGUCCGCCAGGGGCCUGGACCAGAUUCUGACGCCACCUGCUGGUCAGACACCGAGUCAGCCCAGAAUCCAGUCGUUCUUCCAGUCGGUCUCCAUCACCAAGGUGGUGAAACCUGACGGGACUGUAGAGGAGAGGCGAACAGUCAGAGAUGGAAAAGGCAAUGAAGAAACCACAGUGACCCGCUCAGGAGGCCCUGGAGUCCUGGAGGCACCAGACGAUCGACCUGCACCCGUUCCACCUGGUGGUCGCCGGCCCUUCUCAGACUUGCGGGAUGAUGACUCCUUAUUCUCCAAGUUCUUCGGAGGGUUUAAAUAACAUGUUGGAUAGAUCUCUUCAAUGAUCGACAGUUGCCAAAUUUGCUUUUGGAUCACUGGCUUGAUGAUGACACCGGGUUUCCAUCCGACCACGUAGCCACGCAUCGGGGACUGAACAAUUCACAAUUACAUAUUUUAUUUUUGUAUGGUCCCGAAGACAGACCUGUGUGUAUGUAUGUAUAUGAGUGUGUGAUGAAUCAAAUAAAGGGUC